GUAUCGUACGUUGUUCGGCGCUGUUGAUAGAUGGGGGCGGAGAGUGAGAGGCUUUCUGCGGAACGGUAUUUUCUUUAUACGUAUAUAUAAGCAUACACAGCUGAGCGAAGGGGAGCGACCGAGUAUGGAAAGAGACACGCAGAGAAGAGAGAGAUGCGGGCAAGUCGAGUCUCGCCGAGCGAGUGUGUGACAGCCUGCAUCAGGCGCGCGCGUGUUUCACUUGUGUUUUGACCGCGCGCCGCCGCUGAGAUGCCGCUGAGAUGCCGCUGAGAAGGCCUUUUUCUGCGGUUUAAUUGUUGUGUUACCUGCAGGUGCAGUACUUUGUUUUGCCUUGGUGUUUUUAGCGAGGAGGGAGCUCGUAGCUCGGCUUCCGCUAUGGCUGCAGUUUUCCAUUAGAAACCACAAGUGCCUAAAUAUAAUACCUGACCGUAAAAGUGAAAGUGAUAAGUUUCCGACAAUAAAGGUUUUUAUACUGAAAAUGUGCAGUCCCGCAGCGAACCAGCACAGCUCCAGCGACACUGGGCAAUGAACAAAACCGAACUGAACAUCAUGCUGAGCAACGGCAACAGCAGCGCGCUCCACGGCGUGACGCUGCGCUCGACCGGCACUUGCCUGCACCACGUCGGGCCUAACCAGAGCAGCUUGCACAGCUCGCACAUUCCACUGCCGAAGUCAAGCCCGAGCAAGGGGCUUCAGGAGCGCAUAGCAGGUCUACAGCGCUCGACGAGUCAGCAGCAGCAGCAGCAGCAGCAGCAGCAGCAACAGUCCGGGGGAAAAUCGAUGUCGGUGGCAGCGCAGAGGGCGGCUUUCGAGAGACUCGACGCCUCGGCCGCCGCUCCACCGGCGAGUCCCGUCAAACUCGCGCGCGCCUCCUCGGGAAGCGGAAGCGCCGCCAGCAGUCAGUACGGGAGCAGCCAGAAUCUCGGGCCAGCCUCGCCGGCUGCCUGCAGGAGUCCCAGGCUGGACAGGAGCAACAGCUUUCAGGAGGCCGGCAGGUGGAAGGGCAAGUUUGAGGAGGCCGAGAAGAAGAGGAAGAUGCUGCUGCAGAAGAGCGAGGCUGUGAGCCGGGAGCAUGCGGACCUGGAGAGGAGAUACCAGCAGCUGCUCAGGCAAAAUGGCACGCUGCAGGCGCAAAUGCAAGAUAAAAGCGAGAAACUUGAGAAAAUGCGAACAGUUUCGGAGGCGGUAUGCAAGGAGUACGAGCAGCUCAAGCGGCAAUACGACGUCGAGACGGGGGCAAUGCACAAGGCCAUGCAGCAAGCAUCUCAAUGGUACAGGCAGAAUCGCGAGCUGAAAAGGCGGUCGCAGGUCAUCACGCAAAAGUACCUGCUGUCCAAUCCGGACGCCCUGAACGAGUUCGAUCUGCCGGACGAGGUCGACAACCAUGCCGACGAUAUCGAGCAGCUCCGCGAAACCGUCACAGAACUCAGCCAGGAGGUGGCCAAGCUGCAGACGGAUCUCAACGCCGCCAGACUGCAGGAGUUCGAGGCCCAGGAGCAGGUGACGCUGCUCACCGCCCAGCUCGAGGAGGAGAGGCUGGCCCGACAAAACGAGGACGACAGAAUGAGGGAACUGAAGCAGCAGAAGGAGAACAUGGAACGCGUGACGAAGAUGGUGGCCGACGAGGUCCAAACACUGAAAGCACAAUGUGAUCGCGAGAGAGAAAACUCGAGAAUGAUAAAGAUAGAGGCCGACAGGAUCCAAAAGGAGCGCAACGUCCUGGCGCACCAGUCGGCUCUUCUGAUGGCCGACGUGGGCGACGACCCGAACGGCCGCUUCCUGGUCGUCCUCCAAGAAGUCGAGACUCUGAAACGCUCCCUCGAGGAGGAAAAACAGGCCCACGCUGCGGCGAUCCAGCUGCUCCAGGAGAAGCUCGAGGAGAAGGAGUCGAACGUCGAAUUCGAAAUCGUCGAGGAGAAGCUCAAGCUCGCCGAGUCCGAGCUCGAGAUGGUGGUGCAGCGAGCGGAGCGAGCCGAGUCCAGCGCUGCGGCGAUGCAGGAGCUGGUGCGCGAGCUCGAGGCCAAAAUCGCCGAGCUCGAGAAGAAGGCGAGCGCGCCGCCUCCUCCGCCUCUGCCGCCCCCGCCACCGCCACCUCCGCCCAUGCCCCUCCGGACGAACAACGGCGGAGGCAUCAGCUCGGUCAAGUUGAUCACGAGGGAGCGGAUGGCCGAGAAAAAUGGAUCGGCCCUCACGGACAUGGAGAACAUGCUGGGAAUCUCGAGAAAGUCGCCACCCGUAGCGCAGCAACCUGCUAUCGACGACAUCAUCAAUCAAAUCAAAGGUGGAAGGUUCACGCUCAAACACACGGAUAAACAAAGAGAAGAAGAGAGGAAGCGUAAGCAAGAGGCGGAGAGCAAACCGCCUGCCGUAUCGGAAAUGCUCAACAUUCUGGGGACCAUGCGGCGAAGAGCAAAGCCUACCAGAAAUUCGUUCAAGUUUUCUAACGGGCCAUCGUGAUUAUAGACGCUUAUUCUUUUACGCAUUAAUAAUAAUUAAACAUAUUGUAAUGUAUAUCAAGUUUAAAUACUUAUAUAGUGUAAGAUAAUACGUUAAGAAACUGCCAGCUUUUACACAAUGUUAUUAUUAUAGGAUUUAUUACAUAAAUACAAUUAUAAAUCGUUUUCGUUAUGAGUA
Nasonia vitripennis (jewel wasp) is the source of this 2634-nucleotide messenger RNA. RefSeq names its product shootin-1. Bases 526 to 2457 code for a protein of 643 amino acids. NCBI's taxonomy places the organism in Eukaryota, Metazoa, Arthropoda, Insecta, Hymenoptera, Pteromalidae. The transcript has 10 exons. The record is from RefSeq and is a predicted model, not a curated record.